AUGCCUUCAAAGAAAAAAAGUCAAUGGAAAACCUUAGUACUUGGUUGUUUCAAAGACAAAAACCUUACCUUGGAAUCACCAAAACUUGUUUCAAAAAAACAAGGUUCAAGUAGAAUCUCUCUUUCUGAUUUAAGUGAUUAUUCAUCUCCUUCUGUCAUUAGUGAUUUAUCCAAUUCAUUAGUUGGAAAUGUUCAAAUUUUCACUUGCAAAGAACUCAAAGAGAUCACAAACAACUUCAACAAAUCAAAUUUUCUUGGUGAAGGUGGAUUUGGAAAGGUUUACAAAGGUUUCAUUGAUGAUAAACUUAGACCUGCACUUGUUCCUCCUCAAGCUGUUGCUGUUAAAGCCUUGAACUUGGAUGGAAAACAAGGUCAUAGAGAGUGGUUGGCUGAAGUUCUAUUUUUGGGGCAGUUGAAGCAUCGCAAUCUUGUUAACUUAAUUGGUUAUUGCUAUGAAGAUGAGCAUAGACUUCUUGUCUAUGAAUAUAUGGAAAGAGGAAGUUUAGAAGAAAAACUUUUCAAAGGUUAUUUAGCAACUUUGCCUUGGUUAACAAGAAUUAAAAUAGCACUUGGUGCUGCUAAAGGACUAGCUUUUCUUCAUGAAGAAGAGAAACCUGUUAUAUAUAGAGAUGUUAAAGCCUCAAACAUUCUAUUAGAUGUUGAUUUCAUUGCUAAGUUGUCAGAUUUCGGUUUAGCAAUCGAUGGACCAAAUAAAGAUCAAACUCAUAUCACGACUCGCGUGAUGGGUACACAUGGUUAUGCCGCUCCCGAAUACAUCAAUACAGGUCGUUUGACGACGAUGAGUGAUGUGUAUAGCUUUGGAGUAGUUCUCUUAGAGCUACUAACAGGAAAAAAAUCAGUGGACAAAAAAAGACCAUCAAGAGAACAAGAUUUAGUAGAAUGGGCAAGACCAUUAUUGAAGGAUUCACACAAACUCGAAAGAAUAAUCGAUUCAAGACUCGAGGAUCAAUACUCAAUCGAAGGAGCAAGAAAACUAGCAUCCUUAACAUACCAAUGUCUAAGUCAUCAUGACAAAAGUAGACCAACAAUGAGAACCGUUGUUAAAACGUUAGAGUCUCUCAUGAAAUUAAAUGACAUUCCAAUUGGUCAUUUUGUUUAUGUGGCUCCAAGUGAGGUGACAAAUUGUGAUGUGUCACUAAAUGUGUGUGACAAAAGUGUUGUGAAGAGUAAGGAUGAAGAAAAGGAAGAGGGUCGGAGAACUCGUCGAAAAAGUCGUAGUAGUCGACGAAAGAUUCAGGCAUUGAUGAGGUCUCGUUCUGUUUACUCUGACACUGCUUUGUAUAAGACUCUUGGAACUGGUUUGUAUUCACCUAAGGAGAGCAAAGAGAAGCAAUAA
Molecule: messenger RNA, 1356 nt
Organism: Vicia faba (fava bean)
Lineage: Eukaryota; Viridiplantae; Streptophyta; Magnoliopsida; Fabales; Fabaceae
Source: the annotation of a GenBank genome assembly